AUGGAGAAAGAAAGGACUUUAGAACGAGAAGAUGGCUCAAAACCCUCAAAAUCAUCCGGCGACAUCGAUCCCCACAUGGACUACAUGCUUUACUUCAAGGGCUUGACAAGGGAGGAAGCAACAGGCGUAUUGGCAGGAUUUGGGGUUGCGAUUUGCGACCAACGUGACAGUCUCCUGUUUCAGAUGAAAGGACCACUUCAUGCCUCCGCCAUUACUGUUUUAGAUGCUGAGCUUACGGCACUGAAGCGAGGACUAACCGAAGCCGUGCGUUUGGGAAUCAAACAUAUCUUCAUCAUCUGUGAUAAUAAGCCGGUUUUCGAAUUGGUCAUGGGGAGAUCCACGCCUGAGAAAGUUAGUAUUAGUUUGCUAAUGAGUGAUGUGCAACGCAUCAGACAACAACUGAGAUCUAGCGUCGUUGUUCUGAUGACGACUGAAGAUAAUCAAACAAAGUUGGCUUAUAAACUUGCAACGGAAACAUUAGUUUCUGAGAUCAGCAUACGCAUCCCUCCUGCUCAGAAUUUGUUUCGGUGA
This is a messenger RNA of Microthlaspi erraticum, 531 nucleotides long. NCBI's taxonomy places the organism in Eukaryota, Viridiplantae, Streptophyta, Magnoliopsida, Brassicales, Brassicaceae. The record is from the annotation of a GenBank genome assembly.